AAAGAAUGAAUAAGAACAAUGAACAUUAUUGGUCAAGAGUUUCUUAUCUACCGGUUCGAUUUAGAUAAAGUGAUAAGAACAUCUGCAACAAUCUACGUCGUCAAACUUGUUAAAAAUGAGAUGAACGUGUUAGUUGCUAUAUUUAUCACGCUACAACCAGUCUUCGCUACCCAAGACCCAUCCAAGGUAUCUGCGCAAGAAAUCUGGAGCGAAUUCAAAAAAAAUAUCCUACUCGCUGGGUUAGUCAUAGCGAGUAUUUCAGCGGCCAUUAUUUUUGGAACUUUGAUGGUCUGUUUGUACAAGUACAUUCAAAGCAAACAGACACCGCGGUCGGAUGAUUCAAAUCAGGAGGUUGCAAGCAACGAUUCGAAUCAGGAGAGAGUGAGCUACGAUUCAAGGAGUGGUUCGGUAGAUUUGCAGUUCAAUCAAAACAUGUGA
Molecule: messenger RNA, 438 nt
Organism: Zophobas morio
Lineage: Eukaryota; Metazoa; Arthropoda; Insecta; Coleoptera; Tenebrionidae
Exons: 3
Coding region: 19-438 (139 amino acids)
Source: RefSeq, a predicted model, not a curated record